GUUAAGCUCUUUCAUCAAGUAGCUGCAGACGAACAGAUUUGCUACUUCGACGUCAAUAGCGAGUAUCCAUUCGUCAACAAGAACAGGCGCUAUCCAGUUGGACAUCCCACCGUAAUUACAAAGAAUUUCCAGGAUAUACGUUCUUAUUUCGGUGUUGUUUCGUGUGAAGUUUUACCACCUGGAGAUCUUCAAUAUCCUGUUCUACCCUAUCGUUCUGGUGGUAAGCUGACCUUUCCUUUGUGCCGCACGUGUAUGGAAAAACAUACGAACAACAAGUGUCAGCAUGCUGACUGUGAACGUACUAUUACCGGCACCUGGUGCACGCCAGAAAUUCAAAAAGCUUUGGACAAUGGCUACAGUAUCGUGAGGAUUUUUGAAGUUUGGCACUUUGACAAGCACGAAGAUCGGCUGUUUGAAAACUACAUUAAUCAGUUCCUCAAACUAAAGACUGAAGCCAGCGGUUGGCCAGCAGAAGUUCGAACCGAGACAGAAAAGCGGAAAUACAUCCAGGACUUCAAGGACCAUGAAAACAUCGACUUGGAGUACGACAAAAUUAAUCCGAAUCCUGGUCUGAGAGCGUUAGCCAAGUUAUGUUUGAACAGUUUUUGGGGCCGUCUUGGAAUGCAGGACAAUAAAUUAAACACAAUGUAUAUCAGCGAACCGGAGAAGUUUUACGACAUGCUGCUGUCGGGGAAACACCACGUUCACUCCUGGGAUCUUUUUACUGACGAUAUUGUGCAAAUAACCUACACUACUGAAAAUGGUUUUGUUGAUCGAAAUCCCCAUACGAAUGUCAUUUUAGCGGCAUUUACAACGUGCUGGGCUCGAUUGCAUCUGCUCAAGUUUAUGGAAAUGGUAGAAGGCCGCCUACUGUACUUUGAUACAGAUUCCAUAUUCUUCGUGACUCGGGCUGGUCUUGCGGAUCCUCCAACGGGAAUUUUUCUUGGCGACCUCACCAACGAAUUAAAGCCUGGACAACACAUUGUACAGUUUGUCAGCUUGGGAGCCAAGACCUAUGCCUAUGUCACCAACGAUGGUGAGAGUGUGGUAAAAGUCAAAGGAUUUACUAUUAACGGUCGAACCAGCGAGCAAAUUAAUUUUAAAGUGAUGUUAGAUAUGCUGGCGAACCGUAGCAUUGUCGAUGUAAAUUAUCCUGAUAUUUUGCAACGUGACAAAUCUAAAAUGACGAUUCGUAAUACGAAUAUGGUCAAACGAUUUCAGGUGACCUAUGACAAAAGACGAAUACUAGAUGAUCAGUAUAAUACGGUUCCGUACGGAUACCAGCUUGCUUAG
Paramacrobiotus metropolitanus is the source of this 1293-nucleotide messenger RNA. RefSeq lists its product as uncharacterized. The coding region runs from base 253 to 1293 and encodes 346 amino acids. The record is from RefSeq and is a predicted model, not a curated record. The transcript is spliced from 4 exons. Lineage: Eukaryota; Metazoa; Tardigrada; Eutardigrada; Parachela; Macrobiotidae.